Messenger RNA from Oppiella nova, 741 nucleotides. The record is from the annotation of a GenBank genome assembly. Lineage: Eukaryota; Metazoa; Arthropoda; Arachnida; Sarcoptiformes; Oppiidae.
AUGAAUCGAUUCGCACAGGUAUUCAAGUGCUGUCAACACCACCGGAUGGCAAUCAUAGGUAUGGUUCACGUGCGGGCACUACCUAUGAGUCCAAUGAACACACUAUCUGUGGAUCAGUUGAUUGAGAUCUCAUGCCAUGAGACAGAAGUGUACAAAAAGCACGGAUUGGACGGCAUUUGUGUGGAAAACAUGUUUGACAGGCCAUACGUCAGAUCCCAACACUCGGGGCCCGAAGUGACGGCUUGUAUGACCAGAAUCUGCGCUGAAGUCAAGCGUAGCGCCGGUAGUAUACCGGUUGGGGUACAGGUAUUAGCCGGACUAAAUCGGGAGGCACUGGCCGUAUGCCUGGCCUCUGGACUACAGUUCAUACGGUGCGAGUCCUAUGUGUUCGGACACAUCGCCGACGAGGGAUAUAUGGAUGGGUGCGCCGGCCCUCUCGCCCGCUAUCGCAACCAAUUGAACGCUAAUAAUGUGCUAAUCCUGACGGACAUCAAGAAGAAGCACAGCUCCCACGCCAUCACCGCUGAUGUCGAUGUCUUGGAGACGGCAAAAGCGGCUGAAUUUUUCCUAUCGGACGGUGUGAUUGUCACCGGUAGCCGAACUGGAGAUUUACCAGAUGUGGGGGUUGUGGACAGUAUUAAGAAGUCUGGGGUUAGACUUCCGGUGAUUAUUGGCUCCGGUGUUAGUGAUGUGAAUGUGAAGAGUUGUGUGGAUGUGAAGACCGAUGCAGUGAUAAUCGGU